Messenger RNA from Diospyros lotus (date-plum), 2060 nucleotides. Its product is annotated as protein DETOXIFICATION 29-like. Gene Ontology annotation, cellular component: vacuolar membrane. Gene Ontology annotation, molecular function: xenobiotic transmembrane transporter activity; antiporter activity. Lineage: Eukaryota; Viridiplantae; Streptophyta; Magnoliopsida; Ericales; Ebenaceae. The record is from RefSeq and is a predicted model, not a curated record. Gene Ontology annotation, biological process: xenobiotic detoxification by transmembrane export across the plasma membrane. The coding region runs from base 168 to 1745 and encodes 525 amino acids. The transcript is spliced from 8 exons.
CGGGCCACUGGCUACCACUAGCAGCCUGGCACUAUGACCAAUAUUUUAAUAAAUACCCCUUUUUUACUACUAUCUGACUCCUGAAUAAAUCAGAGGCAGAGGAUACGUUUCCGCCGUCGAAACAAAUUUUGGAAAACCUCAACUCUCUCUCUCUUUCUCUCUCUGCAAUGGACGGAAGCAACAAGGAGCCGCUUCUCCGGCCGAGGCACGAAGAAGAAGAACAAGAAGACGUAGACCAGAAGGGGCUUCCGCCGCCGACCCUUCUGGCGCAGUACUCCACCAGUUCCUUCUACGCCUCCUUCAUCGCCGACGAGCACGACAUCAAGCCCAUCAACGGCACCAAGGACUUCUUCAGGGAGUUCUUCACCGAGUCCAAGAAGCUUUGGUACCUCGCCACCCCCGCCAUCUUCACCUCCCUCUGCCAGUACUCACUCGGCGCCGUCACCCAGGUCUUCGCCGGCCACCUCGGCACCAUUGCUCUCGCUGCUGUCUCCGUUGGAACCUCGGUCAUUUCCGGGUUCGCCUUCGGCCUCCUGAUGGGAAUGGGGAGCGCUUUAGAAACGCUCUGCGGCCAAGCUUUCGGAGCAGGGCAGGUGGACAUGCUGGGAAUAUAUAUGCAGAGAUCAUGGGUUAUCCUGAUCACAACCUGCUUGUUGUUGAUGUUUCUGUACAUUUUCUCGACGCCGAUACUGCUGUUGAUCGGCCAGGAGCCAGAGAUUUCAAGGGCAGCCGGAAUGUUCUCGGUGUCGAUGAUUCCGCAGCUGUUCGCCUACGCGAUGGUCUUCCCGCUGGCCAAAUUCCUGCAGGCGCAGAGCAAGAUGCUGGCCAUGGCGGUGAUCGCGGCGGUGGCGCUGGUCUUGCACACGUUUUUCAGCUGGUUUUUCAUGAUGAAGUUGGGGUGGGGGCUGGCCGGAGCGGCGGCGGUGCUCGACACCUCGUGGUGGUUCAUAGUGGUGGCUCAGCUGCUGUAUAUUCUGAGCGGGACCUGUGGGCAGGCUUGGACUGGAUUUUCAUGGAUGGCCUUUCAUGAUCUCUGGGGAUUUGUCAGGCUUUCCCUCGCUUCAGCCAUUAUGCUCUGCUUGGAGUUCUGGUAUUUCAUGGCGUUGAUUCUCUUUGCCGGGUACUUAAAGAAUGCAGAGCUUGCUGUGGAUGCCUUGUCCAUCUGCAUGAACAUAUUGGGUUGGGCAGUGAUGAUUGCUCUGGGAUUCAAUGCAGCCAUAAGCGUAAGGGUGUCCAAUGAGCUCGGUGCUGCACAUCCAAGAACUGCAAGGUUCUCGGUUGUGGUGGCGACCAUAAUGUCCUUCCUUGUCGGCCUCUUUCUGGCGAUGAUUCUUGUUAUCUUUCGAUACAAGUACCCAGCCUUGUUUUCAAGCAGCCUGGAAGUUCAGGACCUUGUGUACGAGCUCACACCAUUGCUAGCGGUGAGCAUCGUAAUCAACAGCGUUCAGCCCACUCUAUCAGGAGUGGCCAUUGGAGCAGGGUGGCAAGCAUAUGUUGCCUAUGUGAACAUAGGCAGCUACUAUUUGUUCGGAAUUCCCUUUGGUAUCAUAGCCGGCUACGUCUUGGACAUGGGUGUCAGGGGUAUUUGGUACGGGAUGCUGUCGGGAACGAUCCUACAAACGUGCAUAUUAUUUUGGAUGGUUUAUCGAACCAACUGGAAGAAAGAGGCUUCGAUCGCCGGGGACAGGAUCAAGCAAUGGGGAGGAGAAACGCAUCCACGAAAGAGCCAGAAGAAUGCUGACUGAUGAAGCAAGGGUGGUGAAGUAGUAGAGGAGGAGGAGGUCAGCCAAGGAAACAGUUUUGGCAAUUGAAGAAAUGAAGAAGGGUCGUUGUUGGAUCGGGUCGGGUCGGUCAAUUAUAUAUAUGCUUCUCCUAGAUAGAAUGCACUGCUUCCAGCAAAAUAAAGCAGAAAAAUACAUAGGCUUGUUGGAGGUUUUGUAUUUCUGGCUGGGAGCGUUGCGUUGGAUUCAUUUUGCAAUUGAAGUUGUUAUUCUUUCAUAUAUAGCUCUCUCAUCUCCUGAUUCAAUCCUCAUUCUAUUUAUUUAUUUAUUUAAAUCCUA